UACUGUGAAGGGUGAAUGAUAUUCAAAUUAUACCUAAAAUUAUACUCGAGUUAUAUGCCUUCGAGGGAAGCCCUCAAGUCCGUCAAGACUCCUUGUUCUUAUCCUCUUCUUUUAUUUUACCUACUUUCUCUACACCACGAAUGCCUUGGUAGUCCGCAAUUCUAUCAAAUAUGAAGCAAAUAACUAACGUUCUUCUUGUUCACAUCCUCGCCGCGAUUGCAAGCGGUGCACCUCAUCCUCAUCCUCAGGAGCAAAAGAACCACAAUCCUCCCAGGAAAGCACCGACAUUUGGACCAGGUGCCCCAUUGUUUCCACAAUCUCUCAUUAAAGUUCCCCAGUGGCUUACGACGGAGCAAGAACUUCAACCCAAGUCUAUUUUCCCGGACGUAACUUCUUCAGAUGGAUUCAUAUUCCUCUCUCCGCCGGGCGCAAUCCUGAGUUCCUCGAUAACAACCACCGCGGUCAUUCCUUUGGUAUCUGUGUUGACCACUUCCUCUAUUUUGGGUACUGUGCAAGUUACAGUACAAGUUCUUCCCUCCCCUAGCACUCAAACUCCCGCCACAACAGGAUCUGUUCUUUCUAGUCUUGAAACUUCUGGCCACGCUACGGUUCCUCCUAUUCUAACAUCUUCCAUCCCCUCACCUACCACUCAACUCGUUCCCACUGCACCAACACCUGUCAAUCAUAUGAUGAAUACAGUUGCAGCAGACUCGAAUAUCUUCCAACCAAUCGACACUUCACCUCCACCAUCUAAUUUAGGCUCCCGUUCGGAUCAUCCAGUACCUCGCCUAGGAAUAAAAUCGCAGCGUGCGCCUCGUGAUACCAACAAAUUUUACGCUAAUUUCUUUCUUGGGAGUCAGACAGCGCCAGCCUGGACGCAUCCAUAUUCAGUGGCGUGGUCCAAAGGAGGAGGCGCGACCAAAAGUUGGGGAAUGACUAUUGUUCAUAUAGAUGCCGACCAAAGAGUGUUUGGACCUAAUGCUGCAGCGUAUCCUGCUUCAUACUUCAUAAAUCCCAUUGGCAUACAAUCUUUGGUGCUUUCUGCGACCCAACUGGGUGCAACGACGACUCUGACAACCGACACUCUGACUGCUCUGUCAGUAAAUGUUAAUUUAAGUCCGUCUCCAGGAGCUGACCCUGCUAUUGUUUUCCCUUUGGUUCAAGGAAUGGGUUUUGUGACAGCUAUCUUUGCUGGUGCUACACCAAUUUUACAAAGUGGAAUUCUUUUCCGAACAUUAACUUUAGAUCCAACACCUCCAAAGUCAGGGAUCACGAAAUACUCAAUAAUGCUUGAGGAUGGAAAGACAUGGCUGUUAUAUGCCUAUUCACCCUCUGGACAAAAUCUUGCACUUACAGUUGUAAACAAUGGACUCGUUCAGGCUACUAGCGGCUUCAACGGACUUAUCCAGAUUGCAAAGAGCGGAAGUUCUGCGCAUGAAGCUAUGUUUGAUGAAGCAUGUGGUGCUUAUCCACUUUCUGCAAGCCUCUCGGGUCAUGUAAAUGGUGCUGUUGGUUCCUACACCAUUGCUUUCAACAAGGGUGGAUUGAGUAGUACAACCUUGGCAAUGUUUGCUUUGCCACAUCAUUUGGAGUCUUUUGACAAUAACACUAUUUGCGGUGUGAUCAAUGGAGUACAGCUAGCUACAACAACUAAGGGUAUGGCGACAGCUAUCCUGGCUGAUUCCUGGACAUUGGAGGAGGACCUACCGCUUAGUUUGAACUUCGCGCCCUGGAGUCCGGCAAGAGGAAGUUCGAAUUCAAUUUCAGCAGCUGCUAUUUCUACCAUCGCAAGUAUUGCUGCUAGCGAGAUAUCGCAAAAUAUGACGGCGCAAACGGACUUGAAUUCUAUGUAUUAUAGUGGAAAGGUAUGUAUGCCUCAACGAUAUCCGUCUACCAUUUUAUUAACCUUGUAUAGGCGCUUGCCAAAUUCGCUGGGAUUGUAUAUGCACUUCAUGAUUUCGUUGGAAAUAAAGCUUUGGCACAAGCAGGUCUUAAUACCCUGAAGCAAAACUUCGCGUUAUUUGUUAAUAAUCAGCAACAAUUUCCCCUCGUAUACGAAAGUGAGUUAUUUGCGCUCUCAAUCCAAUGCAGGAAACUAAUUAGAUCAGCCGCGUGGGGAGGUAUUGUCUCUACCGCAUCAUACGUAACUGGAGAUUCAGGUGUUGAUUUCGGAAACACAUACUACAAUGACCAUCAUUUCCACUACUCUUAUUUUGUCUAUGCAGCUGCCAUUAUUGGAUACCUUGACCCGAGCUGGCUAGCAGGUAACAAAGCCUAUAUAAAUGCAAUGGUACGAGAUUACGCCAAUCCUUCAACUGCGGACAAUUACUUUCCCGUUUCCCGAAAUUUCGAUUGGUACCACGGACACUCUUGGGCCCAUGGUCUCUAUGAAACUUUCGAUGGAAAAGACGAAGAAUCCUCAUCCGAGGACUCUUUGUCAGCCUAUGCAAUUAAAAUGUGGGGGCGCACAAUAGGAGACUCAAACAUGGAAGCGAGAGGAAAUCUACAACUCGCAGUUACGGCCCGUUCCUUGCAAAACUACUUCCUAUACGAAUCCUCAAACACAGUUCAACCGGCUAAUUUCAUCGGAAACAAAGUAUCUGGAAUUCUUUUCGAGAAUAAAAUUGACCAUACCACAUAUUUUGGAGGCGCGCCGGAGCUCGUCCAAGGAAUUCAUAUGCUUCCUCUGCUUCCGCAUUCGACACUUACGAGGACGGAAGAAUUCGUUACGGAGGAAUGGAAUACGUAUUUCUCGAAUGGAAGAGCUGAUCAGGUAGUUGGGGGUUGGAAGGGCGUUUUAUAUGCUAAUUUAGCGCUUAUCGAUCCUCGCACUUCUUGGAAUUUCUUUGCGCAGGCAGGCUUUGAUGCAAGUUGGUUAGAUGGAGGAGCAAGUCGUACGUGGUAUUUGGCUUUGGCUGCUGGUAUGUUUCUUCUCUCGUUCUUUUAUGUCUUUUCCCAGUCUGGUGAGGUAGAAUGCGUUCUAAUGAGAUUAUAGGACUUGGAGGCUCGCCAUGAUUUGAGGAGGGAAAGUGAGAUGAUAGAGGACUAUCGAUUUACAGUUUGAAGAUCAAUGCUGGCAUGCUUGAAACUGGGUUGGAACUUACAGAAUAUGUAUACGGGACGCAACGAUACCAUAAGAUUGGAAGAAGAUAAUAGUGAUGGAUUUAUGUGGCCAUUCGGAAGUCUUUUGAGGGACUGACUAUUCCCAAGGCUACUUUUUUCUAUUCAUGGAAUACCUAGAAAU
Molecule: messenger RNA, 3244 nt
Organism: Sclerotinia trifoliorum
Lineage: Eukaryota; Fungi; Ascomycota; Leotiomycetes; Helotiales; Sclerotiniaceae
Source: the annotation of a GenBank genome assembly